Molecule: messenger RNA, 845 nt
Organism: Pyricularia oryzae 70-15
Lineage: Eukaryota; Fungi; Ascomycota; Sordariomycetes; Magnaporthales; Pyriculariaceae
Exons: 2
Coding region: 126-605 (159 amino acids)
Source: RefSeq, a predicted model, not a curated record
UGGCCGGUCUCCAGGUCUUCUUCCCGCCCGCUUCCAUCAUCCUUUUCACUGUCCACAGGCCUUUUAAGUAGAACAACCACCGCAACCGGGGUACAUUAGCGCGGCCUUCUUCUGCGCUCAUUCCCAUGCCCCUCAACCGCACCGCCCCGCAGUUCAUUCUCAAGUCUUUGGUGUCGACUCUGCCAAGACCAAGCAACUUUGCACUCAAACAAGUCAAUCUACACCUUCAAUCCAUCAAGAGACUAUCUUCAUACCCACCAUCCAAAAUGUCUGGCACAAGAGUUCACCGCGUCACCAUGUUCAAGCUGCCCAACCCGGAGGACCAGCAGAAGCUCCUGGCGGCUUACGAGCAGUUGGCCAAGACUCAGUCCAAGGAUGGCAAGCCAUACAUCCUGUCCCUCUGCGCAGGCGCGGCAGCCGACGAUGCCAGGGCGCAGGGCUACACCAUCGUGGCCAAGAGCGAGUUUGCCAGCGAGGAAGACAUGAAGUACUAUGACACGGAGUGCCAGGCCCACGGUGAGCUCAAGAAGACGGCCCACGGCCUCACCUUGGCCGACAAGCCCUUGACUGUCUACUUUUCGGGCUCGCCGCAGCUGUCUGUCUAAGUAUAUGGGAGAAAGCUCGGUCACUGACAGAAGCCAAGCUGGAUGUUUUAUUUUUUUCUUCAGGAGUGUGACUAUUCUCAAUGGAAUUUGUGUAUUCUCUCUCUUUUCAGGAUAGGAAUCAUUUCUCUGAAUAUGCAUUCAUCUCGAAAAGUCACCCUGUUGUUUUGUAGUCUCACUCUUUUGCCGUUGCGUUUUGAAUGAAAAACACAACAUGAUUGCGCUAAUAUGGCUGUUAGUCAC